AUGGCGCUGGCCACCAACUCCGCCGCCGCCGCCGCCGCCGCCGCAGCGGCCGUAUCCGGCGGCACGGCAUCCCAGCCGCGCCGCGCGGCCGCGUUCCUCCCGCUGAAGAGGCGCACCAUCUCCGCCAUCCACGCCGCCGACCCGUCCAAGAACAACGGGCCCGCCGUCCCCGCGGCCGCCGCUGCCAAGUCCUCCGCCUCGGCGGUGGCCACGCCGGAGAAGAAGCCGGCGGCUCCGGGGAAGUGGGCGGUCGACAGCUGGAAGUCGAAGAAGGCGCUGCAGCUCCCCGAGUACCCGAACCAGGAGGAGCUGGACACGGUGCUCAAGACCAUCGAGACGUUCCCGCCGGUCGUGUUCGCCGGUGAGGCGCGCCACCUCGAGGAGCGCAUGGCCGAGGCCGCCAUGGGCCGCGCCUUCGUCCUCCAGGGCGGUGACUGCGCCGAGAGCUUCAAGGAGUUCCACGCCAACAACAUCCGUGACACCUUCCGUAUCCUGCUCCAGAUGGGCGCCGUGCUCAUGUUCGGUGGUCAGGUGCCGGUCGUCAAGGUGGGGAGGAUGGCUGGCCAGUUCGCCAAGCCAAGGUCCGAAUCAUUCGAGGAGAGGGACGGCGUUAAGCUGCCGAGCUACAGGGGCGACAACGUCAACGGCGACGACUUCACGGAGAAGAGCCGCGUGCCGGACCCGCAGAGGAUGAUCCGCGCCUACGCGCAAUCGGUGGCGACACUCAACCUGCUCCGCGCGUUCGCGACCGGAGGGUAUGCUGCCAUGCAGCGCGUCACACAAUGGAACCUCGAUUUCAUGGAUCACAGGGAGCAAGGUGAUAGGUACUGUGAAUUGGCCCAUAGGGUGGAUGAGGCUCUUGGGUUCAUGACUGCAGCAGGACUUACUGUUGACCACCCGAUAAUGACGACUACUGACUUCUGGACCUCGCACGAGUGCCUUCUCUUACCCUACGAGCAGGCUCUUACCCGUGAGGACUCCACCAGUGGCCUUUUCUAUGAUUGUUCAGCCCACAUGUUGUGGGUUGGUGAGCGCACUCGUCAACUUGAUGGAGCUCAUGUUGAAUUCCUCCGUGGUGUGGCCAACCCUCUUGGCAUAAAGGUGAGUGACAAAAUGAAUCCCAGUGACUUGGUGAAGCUGAUUGAGAUUCUGAACCCUUCAAACAAACCCGGAAGGAUCACCAUAAUUACAAGGAUGGGGGCAGAGAACAUGAGAGUGAAGUUGCCUCAUCUAAUUCGUGCUGUCCGCAAUGCUGGAUUGAUUGUCACAUGGAUUACUGAUCCUAUGCAUGGAAACACCAUAAAGGCCCCUUGUGGCUUGAAGACUCGUCCUUUUGACUCCAUUCUGGCUGAAGUGCGCGCAUUCUUCGACGUGCAUGACCAAGAAGGAAGUCACCCAGGAGGCAUCCACCUUGAAAUGACUGGGCAGAACGUGACCGAGUGCAUUGGUGGAUCACGGACUGUGACCUUCGAUGACCUGAGCGACCGCUACCACACCCACUGUGACCCAAGGCUGAACGCCUCCCAGUCCCUAGAGCUCGCCUUCAUCAUUGCAGAGAGGCUCAGGAAGAGGAGGAUGCGGUCGGGGCUCAACAACAGCCUGCCACUGCCACCACUAGCUUUCUAA
This is a messenger RNA of Miscanthus lutarioriparius, 1626 nucleotides long. Lineage: Eukaryota; Viridiplantae; Streptophyta; Magnoliopsida; Poales; Poaceae. The record is from the annotation of a GenBank genome assembly.